Molecule: messenger RNA, 360 nt
Organism: Knipowitschia caucasica
Lineage: Eukaryota; Metazoa; Chordata; Actinopteri; Gobiiformes; Gobiidae
Source: the annotation of a GenBank genome assembly
AUGUGCCACAAAAAUCAACAUCGCUGUAAUGAUCAACCAGGACUGAAGCAGCGAGUGUGUGGCGCUGUUGGAGCGUGUUUGGUUGAAGCAGACGGUUCGCAUCAUAAGCCAGACUGGAGCCUUAUGUCUGUCAAGCCAUCAUCCGUCUCUUAUUGUGAAAGUCCACACCGGAAGUCCCUCCUCCCCGUCUCCCCUGCCUUGACUCCCUCCAGCUCCUCUGCUCUCUUCAGAAUUGGACUUUUGUCAACACGACGCGGCGGAUUCAAGUCUCCGGCCGGACUCCAUGUCAGCCUGGCGUCUCUCCUCUCUUUCCGGCCUCAGGAGCGUCUGUCUGGAGCUGAAUGGCUGACUCCCACAUAG